AUGACUUUACAGAAUGGCGUUGCUCCCAACGGAGCUACCUGUGCCAAGAGGCACGAAGAGUACCAGUAUCUUGAUCUGAUUCGGGAAAUUCUAGAAGAAGGAGAACAAAGACCUGAUCGGACGGGAACCGGCACUAUCAGCAUUUUUGCCCCUCGACCUCUCAAGUUCUCACUGAACCGGGACGGCACUCCUAUUCUUCCACUUCUUACCACCAAACGCGUGUUUCUUCGUGCUGUGGUUGCCGAGCUGUUGUGGUUCAUCGAGGCCAACACUUCAUCCAAGGCGCUGAGCGACGUCGGCGUCAAGAUCUGGGACGGCAACGGUUCCCGCGAGUUCCUCGACAACCUAGGCCUCACCCACCGUGAAGAAGGAGACCUGGGCCCCGUCUACGGUUUCCAAUGGCGUCACUUUGGAGCAGAAUACGUGGACGCCAAGACGGACUACACAGGCCAGGGCGUCGACCAGCUCGCAGACGUUAUUGACAAGCUCAAGAACAAGCCGUACGACCGUAGGAUAAUCAUCAGUGCGUGGAACGCCCGUGAUUUGCAUCUCAUGGCGCUCCCGCCCUGCCAUGUGUUUGCUCAAUUUUACGUCUCAUACCCCAGCCGAAGACGGCGGAACGGCAAGGCCUCUUCCACGGAAACAAAUGGCGGCGCAACGAGCACGGCGCCUGAAAAGGGCCAUCUACACUGCCAAUUGUACCAGAGAUCUUGCGACAUGGGUCUCGGCGUACCGUUCAACAUUGCCAGCUACGCUCUGCUCACCCACAUGAUUGCCCAUGUGUGCGAUUUAGUGCCCGGCAGCUUGACACAUGUCAUGGGCGAUGCCCACGUUUACGCGGACCAUGAAGACGCUCUCAAUAUUCAGUUGGAAAGAGAACCACGCCAAUUCCCGGAGGUAGAAAUCGCGCGGGAGAAGGGAUGUGGUAUCGACGGGUGGAAGGUGGAAGAUAUCAUUGUCAAGGGGUAUGAUCCGCACAAGACAAUCGCCAUGAAGAUGGCUGUAUAA
This is a messenger RNA of Metarhizium brunneum ARSEF 3297, 1008 nucleotides long. It is a transcript of the gene TMP1, whose product is annotated as Thymidylate synthase. Gene Ontology annotation, molecular function: thymidylate synthase activity. Gene Ontology annotation, biological process: dTMP biosynthetic process. Lineage: Eukaryota; Fungi; Ascomycota; Sordariomycetes; Hypocreales; Clavicipitaceae. The record is from RefSeq and is a predicted model, not a curated record. Gene Ontology annotation, cellular component: cytosol; mitochondrion.